AUGGUAGGAAUUGUAACCGGUACAUUUGGAGAUGACACAGCUAUCCUGGCAAGUGCAAACGAUUCCUCUGUAGCCUCUUUCAAACUACAAGCUGGUCUUGGUCGUAUGUCGAAAUGGUUGCAGCGUUGGCGCAUGAAAGCAAAUGAAACAAAAUCUACUCAUGUUACAUUCACAAUGAGAAGAGACACCUGCCCGGAAAUUAAACUAGUAACCGCGGAGUUCACUAAUUCACAUUCAAUUCAACAAUUCCCGCUCGAUCUUCAACUUGCUAUUGUUUUAUAUCGUUUGGGUUCAUCAGGCGAAAAUGCGGCUAUUCGUAAAGUCGCUACAUUAUUUGGUGUUGGAGAUGGGGAAACAAUUUAUAAGAUACCCCGAAGAGUCAUUCGCUCCAUAUUGGAGCUGCAAACCAAAUUUAUAACGUGGCCAGAUGUAGCUGAACGACAAGAUGUAGUGGAGAAAACCUAUCACGAGCAUCCACAUUGCAUUGGAUAUAUUGACGGUACUGAAAUAAAACUUGCCGAAGCACCAGUGGUUAACCAUACAUCCUAUUUUUCAAAAAAUAGAGUGUAUUCAAUAAAAGCACAAGUCGUAUGUGACUAUCAGCUGAAGAUUCGACAUGUCGCAGUUGGUCACUAUGGAAGUGCACAUGAUGCUCGCAUGUUUCGUACAAGCGCUCUCUGCAUCCAAGAAAAUUCUUUAUUUUCUUCGGAACAAUGGUUAGCAGGCGAUUCUGCUUAUCCAUUACUUAAAACUCUUAUAACUCCGUUUCGGUCAAACUCCCAACAGCUUGACUACUCCAAACGUAAAACUUUUAACUUACGCCAUAGCAGAUUUCGUGUAAGGAUUGAACAUCGUUUUGGACUUCUGAAGGAACGCUUCGGUAGCCUUAAGGAGUUAAGAAUCCCUAGCUGGCUUAUGGCAGAAUUUGAACCUUUUUUAGCAAUUUUAGGGGAUGCGAGUGGGGUAGUGGGGCUUUGCACAGCAGAACGCACGACUUUCGGUGCAGAGCUGGAUGAUGUGUUGUCUGCAGACGAUUCAAUAAAAUGA
This is a messenger RNA of Teleopsis dalmanni, 1047 nucleotides long. Its product is annotated as putative nuclease HARBI1. The record is from RefSeq and is a predicted model, not a curated record. The transcript has 3 exons. NCBI's taxonomy places the organism in Eukaryota, Metazoa, Arthropoda, Insecta, Diptera, Diopsidae. Bases 1 to 1047 code for a protein of 348 amino acids.